Molecule: messenger RNA, 876 nt
Organism: Megalops cyprinoides (Indo-Pacific tarpon)
Lineage: Eukaryota; Metazoa; Chordata; Actinopteri; Elopiformes; Megalopidae
Product: potassium-transporting ATPase subunit beta-like
Exons: 7
Coding region: 1-876 (291 amino acids)
Biological process (GO): potassium ion import across plasma membrane; intracellular potassium ion homeostasis; intracellular sodium ion homeostasis
Cellular component (GO): sodium:potassium-exchanging ATPase complex
Molecular function (GO): ATPase activator activity
Source: RefSeq, a predicted model, not a curated record
AUGGCAACCCUGAAGGAGAAGAGGACCUGUGGCCAGCGCUGCCAGGACUUUGGGCACUUUGUGUGGAACUCCGACAACAAGACAUUCAUGGGGAGAACACCAGAGAAGUGGGUCUACAUCAGCCUCUACUAUGUGGCUUUCUACGUGGUGAUGACCGCCCUCUUUUCUCUGGCCAUCUAUGUGUUGAUGUACACACUCAGUCCUUACGCUCCUGACUACCAAGACCGCUUAAAAUCGCCAGGGGUGAUGGUAUGGCCAGAUACAUAUGGGGAGGAUGGUGUUGAGAUCUCCUACAACAUAUCAGACAAGAAGAGCUGGAUGAAAAUGACCAACUGUCUGAAGAAGUUCCUGUUGCCCUACAACGACACGAUGCAGCAACACUGCAACAAUCACCCAUGCACAAAGGGCAAGUACUUCUUCCAGAAAGAGUUUACUGGCCCAAACCACACCAAACUGGCCUGCCCCUUCACCCAGAGCAUGCUGGGAAACUGCUCUGGCCUCAGCGACCCCUCCUUCGGUUACCCCGACGGGAAGCCGUGCGUGAUCAUCAAAAUGAACAGGGUCAUUAACUUUUUGCCAGACAAUGGGACUGGAAUGACUCCCUAUGUGAACUGCACUGUGCUGGAAGGAAGUGACAAUGUAGGAGGGGUGGAGUACUUCCCCAUAAAUGGCACCUUUGACCUCUCCUACUUCCCCUACUAUGGCAAACAGGCCCAGCCCACAUAUAUCAACCCCCUGGUGGCAGUGAAAUUUGACAUGAUCAAGAAACGAGAUGCCAAGAUCCAGUGCAGGGUGGUGGCCAAUAACAUCGCCUACGAGAACUUCCAUGACCCUUACGAAGGCAAAGUGGUCUUCUGCCUGAAAGUGACCUCAUAA